Molecule: messenger RNA, 594 nt
Organism: Arctia plantaginis
Lineage: Eukaryota; Metazoa; Arthropoda; Insecta; Lepidoptera; Erebidae
Source: the annotation of a GenBank genome assembly
AUGUUCCUGUGUAAAUCAGUAUUGUGCGCGAUGGCUCUCUUUUUAUCAACCAGCUGUGAUGCCUCCGUUAAAGAUGCAGACUCAAUUAUUAAAAUCCCAGAUGAGUGUAAAGGUCAGCAUUUAUGUACCAUCAAACCAGAGGGAUACCACCACCUGGAAGCCAAGAUUGAAAGUUGGCUCCCCAAAUAUCUCGUGAAGAAUGCCGGUAAUGUUACUAAGAUGGAUCUGCAGCCAAGAAUAGGAGAAAUCGAGAAACAUAGUCAUAACUGCCAGGAAGAAAUGGAACAAGGUUUCACGUACACAUAUUUCUAUAAUGAAUCAAACCUAAGCAAUUACGAAAUCCUGGUCCAAAAUGAAAAAUUCAUACAAAACAUUGAAGUAGUUAAAUGCCGAAAACUGCAACCACCUUUAAGCGCCGACAGCAAUGAGCAAUGCUUUCAGCAUUUGGGCAUCAAGACUAACGACUUGAAAUCUAUAUGCCAGACUAUUUGGGCGACACGUCCUUUGUUUGUCUUCAACAAGAAUAGAACAGGAAUUAUUGAAAAACUUUUAAGAAUACCAGUCACGUGUAGCUGCAUGGUUUCUUAUCAUUGA